AUGCAGUCCCAGGUCGAUGUGAGAAAUAAUCUUGUCUUUGACAGCGUGAGCAUUGGACAAAAAUUGGACUAUACAGACAUAACGGUACAGCAGAAGUUGGAUGGAGUAAAGGACCAAAUCAAACAGGAAAUAAGGAAGGAACUUAAAAUCAAGGCAGGAGCAGAAAAUCUUAGGAAGGUCAUAACAAUUAAAAAACAGUUGGCUUAUCUGGAUGACAUUUUGAAAAAAUCCGAUAAGAAACUAGAAGAAUUAUAUCGUAAAUUACAGGAAUUACAUCCACAUAUUAUUGUAACAGAACCUGAAGAUGUUGCAGAUUGUCCUAGGACCCUGGAUACACCAAACAGUGAUCAGCGUUUUCCUACAAAUAACAGAUUGAUGGACUUAAAAAAACAGCUGGAUAUAGAACUAAAGGUGGAACAAGGAGCAGAGAAUAUGUAUUCAAAUAGUUCUUCAAAGGAUAAAAAGCUUCUUGCAACAGCUCAACAGAUGCAGGACAGCAAAACAAAGAUAGCAGCUACAAGGAUGAAAAACCUUCAAGCGGUCCAAACUAAUGAAUUGGCUUUUGAUAAUGCUAAGCCUGCAAUAAGCCCACUUUCGAGGAAGGCCCGAAUGGAGGAGUUGCAGCAUCAUUUUAGGAUCCCGAGCACACGCGGUAGCAGAAGGGCAAAAAAUGCUAUGAGAAAUUGCUUGGAUGGGGAAGGUUGCUGACAAGAAAAAGCUCUCUCAGAAGCUCAAGCAAGAUUCAAUGAAUCAAGCCAGACAUUGGACCUCUUAAAGUGUUCAUCAGAACAAAGACUUAAUGAACUCCCUAAAGACCAUCCCAAAAGGAGUAUUAUUACAGAAGAACUUUCACUUGUGUCAACACCAACAUUACGUUCGUGGCAAAGCAUGAUAUCGACACAGAAUCGAUAUAGUACAUUAUUCAAACCGGCAGCUAUCACAGGUACUUUGGAAGUCAGACUCAUGGGUUGCCAAGAUAUUUUGGAGAACGUACCUGGUCGAUCAAAAGCCACAUCCAUUGCUCUCCAUGGAUGGAGUCCAAGUAAAGCCAGGUGAUAUUUUAUGAGCCGAACCAGUAAAAGCAAAAGCAGGAGUAGCCGGAAUCUUCUGAAAGCAGACGAUCUGUCCAAUGAAGUCUGUGCUGUUCUGAAACUGGAUCAUUCUUUGGUUGGUCAAACUAGCUGGAAGCCUAUUUCCAAUCAGUCAUGGGAUGAGAAGUUUACACUGGAACUAGAUAGAGUAAGAACCUUCUUUUUUGUUUCCUAUGAUUGCCAGUUCAAUAGGCCCUGCCGGAACUUCGCCGAGGUCCGCCAGGGGGGUGCCCGGACAGGUGGAGGAAGAGUGUUCCACCAGGCCGGGGCCAAAGCCGUAAAAACAGCCCGUGUGGAGAUAACGGCCCGUAUUGCCGAGGAUGCAGAAAUCAUUGAUUCGGGGGUUGAUAGAAAUAAUCAACCUGAAGUUAGGAGAACACAAAUGAGCGUACAGGACUUGAGGAUUUUCAGUGUUCUAGGAAGAGGAAACUUCGGAAAAGUUGUGUUGGCAGAACACAAAAAGACAACUCAAAUAUUCGCCAUCAAAGCCCUGAAGAAACAGGACAUCCUUGAUCUUCCUGCAGUAGACUGUGUUAUGUGCGAGAAGCGAAUUUUUGAAAUUGUCAACCGCCAAAAACAUCCGUUUCUGGUCAGUUUUUUUGCAUCUUAUCAAACCGACGAGCAUGUGUGUUUCGCCAUGGAAUAUGCCGCAGGUGGAAACCUUGAGAUACAUCUUCAGGCUGAAGUCUUUUCGGAGCCAAGAGCCGUAUUUUAUGCCGCCUGCGUCACUCUCGGCCUACAAUAUUUACACGAAAACAAAAUAGCUCAUAGAGAUUUGAAACUGAAUAACUUUUUGCUGGAUGCGGAGGGGUUUUUGAAAAUAGCUGACUUCGGCCUUUGUAAGGAAGGCAUGGGGUUUGGUGAUCGAACAAGUACAUUUUGUGGCACUCCAUACUAUCUUGCUCCAGAAGUGUUGACUGAAACAUCUUAUACCAGAGCUGUGGACUGGUGGAGUUUUGGUGUUUUCAUCCAUGAAAUGCUCAUUGGUGAGCCUCCUUUUACUGGAGAUACCGAAGAGGAGGUUCAUGAAAAUAUUGUAAACUAUAAAGUAAUAUAUCCUCAGUUCCUGUCUACAGAAGCUAUCUCCAUAAUGAAAGGGCUUCUGAGGAGAAACCCAGAUCUACGUCUUGGUGCUGGUGAGGAAGAUGCUGAAGAUGUCAAAAAGCAUCACUUUUUCCGGUUGAUAGAUUGGAAUGCCUUGCUUGCCAGGAAAGUGACGCCUCCUUUUGUACCAGUCAUAAAGGGAAGAGAAGAUGUCAGCAAUUUUGAUGUGGAAUUUACCUCAGAAACACCUAUUCUCACUCCACCCCUGAAGCCACGGAUACUUUCAGAAGAAGAGCAGGAAAUGUUCAGAGACUUUGACUACAUUGCUGAUUGGUGUUAA
Sphaerodactylus townsendi is the source of this 2475-nucleotide messenger RNA. RefSeq names its product serine/threonine-protein kinase N2-like. The record is from RefSeq and is a predicted model, not a curated record. Gene Ontology annotation, biological process: signal transduction; protein phosphorylation. Gene Ontology annotation, molecular function: protein serine/threonine kinase activity; ATP binding; small GTPase binding. NCBI's taxonomy places the organism in Eukaryota, Metazoa, Chordata, Lepidosauria, Squamata, Sphaerodactylidae.